Molecule: messenger RNA, 3606 nt
Organism: Carassius auratus (goldfish)
Lineage: Eukaryota; Metazoa; Chordata; Actinopteri; Cypriniformes; Cyprinidae
Product: cyclic AMP-dependent transcription factor ATF-6 alpha-like
Exons: 16
Coding region: 162-2129 (655 amino acids)
Biological process (GO): regulation of transcription by RNA polymerase II; endoplasmic reticulum unfolded protein response
Cellular component (GO): nucleus
Molecular function (GO): RNA polymerase II cis-regulatory region sequence-specific DNA binding; DNA-binding transcription factor activity, RNA polymerase II-specific
Source: RefSeq, a predicted model, not a curated record
GCACCCGUAGAGUUACCGUCAAACUAGACGUGUACUUGCUACAUUGUUGUUAUGUAAUUUCAUCAGAAUCGGGAAAUGCGUGUGUUUACAACUCUACACAAAACUCAUCGAUAAUCCUCAUCCGACUCCUUUUUAAUCCUUACUAAUGUGUUCGUAUCAUAAUGUCUUCAGAUUUGAUGUUAGAUUUCGUGAAUUCAUCGAUGAUGAAUAAGGAAGCGGAGGAUAUUUGCAUCGACCAGGAUGGAGAGUGGGAUAUCAGUUUGUUUGAUGAGCUGGAGGAUCUUGGGAAUGCUGACGAGCUUCUGGAGGCUCUGGUGGAGAGUGUAGGCUAUGGCACCUCUGUCCCUGACCUGAACUUUGACCUUGAUAUCCCAGCGUGGAACUCAGAUGGCUGGAGGGAAAACGGUAGCCCACGCUCAGAUGGUGAUGUAAGCAUGGACUCACUCUCACCAAACCACACGCUCAGUUCAGUGUCCUCCCCAGCGUCAGUAGAGCCCAACUCACCUUGCUCCACACAUGAUGAGGCACUGUCUCCAGUCUCCUGGAAUUCUCAGCCCUCUCCGCUGUCUGUCUGCUCUGACUCCAGCAGCUUUGCUGAGGCACCUGCUGAGAGGAAGCCUUCCAAGAGGACCAGUCAGUCAAAAGCAAAGCCUCUCCAGCCAGUGAAGAAACUCAUUCAGUUUAGCCCCAAGGUUUCCAUUCAGCCUAAACCACUCUUUACCUCUGGGCCCAUCUCCCAUGCUGCAGCCCCCCUUCAGACUAAGACCAUCAUCAUCCAGCCUCUCCAGACUACCGUUCUGCCUGUAGUGAAACCUCCACAAGUCACCAUUCAACCAGUACCCCAUACAGGUCAGCGAAUGUUGCUAUCUCAGCCUACUCAGGUUGUCCAACUUCAGACACCUCAGGCAGUGCCCACACAUGUAGUCACCGUGCCCACACUGACUCAGGACAGAUCCAUCUCUGUUGUUGGCUCGGUAACAGCAUCUCCUGUGGUCGCCAUGACAAUGCAGAAUUCCACCCCUGAGGAUGAUUCAAGUGCGUCUCGGAGACAGCAGCGCAUGAUAAAGAACAGGGAGUCUGCCUCUCUCUCCCGGAAGAAGAAAAAGGAGUAUUUGCUGACGCUGGAGGCCCGUCUGAAGGUGGCACUGUCAGAGAACGAGAAGCUGAAGAAUGAAAACGGCACAUUGAAAAGACAAAUGGAAGGCCUGAUGAAUGAGAACUCUGUGAUGAAAGCAACCGCACCAAAACGGAGAGCUGUGUGUCUAAUGGCAGUCCUGGUCUUCUUGGUCUUUAACUUGGGUCCAAUGAGUCUGCUUGGAGGAAAUAGAGGGUCUACAUUUCCUGCUGCCCCUGCAUUCAGUGGCAGACACCUGCUGAGCUUUUCCUCAGAGUCUGGGAGAAACCUUGUGCCAGACAGGCCUCAGACUGAUCCCUCUAACCCCAUUAACGGGUUAGAGGAUGUGGUAUCAGAGCAGAAGGCUCUGAUGGUGGUGAAGGAUCCUCUGUAUUUCAGAACACCCCCCUGCCAGCCACCUGUCAACAGGACCAAGUGCAUGAAGAUAGCACAUGAGCUGAGGGGCUGGGUACAUCGUCAUGAGGUUGAGCGGACCAAAACCCGCCGAAUAAGCAAAACUCACCAUAGAGGCAGAACCAUCCCGAAAGCAGCAGAUAAACGGGCUGAGGUACCACAGAUCAUGACACAGAUCCAGUACACGGAUUCCUCUGAAAAGAUUCCCAGCAGCGAGCUGCAGGUGUAUUACGCCCCUCACCGCACCUACAGUGACUUCUUUGAUGAACUCAACAGAAGAGGGGACACAUUCUAUGUGAUCUCUUUCCGCCGGGAUCACCUCCUCCUUCCCGCCAACAACCACAGUAAAGGCAGUCGCCCCAAGAUGUCCGUGGUCCUGCCAGCUAUGAAUUACAAUGAGAGCAUCCUAAAAGACAAAGAGUUUGAGGUGAUGAUGCAGAUCGACUGUGAGGUCAUGGAUACCAGGAUCCUUCACAUCAAGUCCUCUACUAUUCCACCCAUCUUGCGGGCCAAUCAGACAGACACAGACUCUUUCUAUCACGGGGCCCCCAGCAACAACCAGCCUGUGGCCCCCGUUGGAGUCCUCGUGGGUUCUUCUUAGUCUCAGCUAUCCUCUAACCACAAAAGUUGCUAAUAUUUUUUGUUACAUAAGCAUUUUGUUUCAUUUUUGUGACUCUUCUUGUUUGAUUGGCAAACCAGGAUCUUGGUAAUCAACUACCAAAUCCACAAAAUAAUCAACAAUAGUCAAAAAUUUCUCAUGAAGGCACCCCUUUAAAAUGCAUCAAGAGCCAUUUAAUACUGAUAAGCCAUUCAAUACAGAUUACAGUCUUUAUUCUAGGCUAUUGAUUGACUAUUGAGGCAUUUAUAGGCAUGUACACUUUAUACAAAGUGACUUCAAGCACAUUCAGGAUACACGUCUUUUCAGUUUGCUUGUGUUCCUAACAGAAGCAUUUAUUGUCCAAAUCUCCCAAACCAAAGUGUGUUCUAGUUUGAAUAUUGAACAGUUUGCUGUUUUAUGUGGCAGCUGUCAGGAAACUGUUUUUGAUUUUGCUUGCACUGUGCUUGUUCUGUUUUAGAAAUUAAUAAAAAUUUAUAUUUAUGAAGAUUUAUUAUUUGUAUCAAGCUUGUUUGGUACAUAUUUAAUUGUACUAUUCAGCGACAUAUGCUUCAAUAACACUAUCCUCAAACAACCUGCAUUGCCAGUGACUUUUGCUUUAGUGUUUUUUUUUCUUUCUUUCUUUUUCUUUUUCUUUCUUUUUGUUUGACAUUGUUAUUGAAUACAAAAGUAGAAAAUUUUAUUAUUUACUCUUGAGUCAGUGGAGGCAUUUUGUAUAAUUGACUUGCAGGAUUCAGUGCUGUAAAUAUAUAACUGAAAAUAAGAUAUUUUAAAAUAUCUAGAUGAUACUUUAUACUUGUUCUUUGAAGGUUAAUCAUUUUAGACUAAAUCUAAUUGGGAUAGCAGUUUGGGGUAUAGACGUUUUAUGCAACAUCUGUCAGUUUCUUUUGUUUUAUGCCCUCAAGUUUUUCUUAGUGGCUUAAAUUGAGCUUUAAAUGAGGUGUGCUUGACAAUUACAGCUGUAUAUCUAAUACUGGUUUACACAAAAUAUUAAUGUUAAUUUGUACCUCAUCUGUCCUUGUUCACUGUGUGUUUGUCUCUAUUAUUCUGGCCUAUUUUCUGCAUUCUGCUUGUUUCUUGUCCUGUUUAGUUCUCACUCGAAAGCAAUGUGAUCAUUAGCUUGUUCUUUGCAACCUGUCGUCACUCCCCUUCAUAGACGAACUGAAUUUUAAAAUGCAAUUUGAAUUUCACAGAUUAUAAACAACUCAGGUGGUCUUUUCUUUCAUUCAAAUUAGAGUAGUAUAUCACAUUCAGUCCUUAGCAUUGAAAUCUAAAUGUCUCUCAAUGUAUAAAAAUAAGACAGUUAUUUUUCAUCAAAUUCCAUUUUUGCCUCUGAGCAACAUAUAUUUUUUAUAUAUUUAAUUUCUGAAUUUUUUUGGAAAAAAUAAAUAAAUUGUUUCUUCUCACAGUGACAGCGAUGUUUUGUAACAAUGUGAAGAAAUAAACACUGGACUCAAGGUUG